GGAAGUGACAGUUUAUGCUGCUGGCUUCACGUAGGUGAAAAUGAUUCUGACAACAACACUAUCGCGUGUCAAACUAGUUAGCUAGAUAUUUGGUUGAAAAGUAAUGAUUGUGUAACACUGGCAGAUAAAUUACAAUCAAAACACCGUUAAAUUGUCACAUCUGCGUAGACUGUGGUUGCUAGCAAUAGCACCGACAGGGCAAGUACACUGUACUACGCUCGCAUCAACUCAACAACAGCGCCGUGGAGGACUAGCUCGCUGGCUUGCUAGCUACUGUUUCCUCCAGCGAAGUGGCUCCGAUGGCGAAAAACACUCUUUCGUCGCGAUUCAGGAAACUCGACAUAGAUGAAUUUGAUGAGAACAAAUUCGUGGAUGAUCACGAUGAGGCUGUCGACAAUCAAGGACCCGACGGCGCGGAGAUAGACAACCUCAUCAGGCAAGGCGACAUGAUGACAGCUUUUCACAUUGCUCUCCGGAACCCUCCUGUCAACACUAAGAAUCCAGCAAUAAAGGAAAGGGCUCUGGCAAUAGUGCUGAGAGUGUUGACGUCAUUCAAGUCCAGUGAUAUCGAGCCAGCUGUCAAGUCGCUAGACAGAAGCGGGGUGGACCUGCUUAUGAAGUACAUAUAUAGAGGCUUUGAGAAGCCCUCUGACAAUAGCAGUGCCAUUCUCCUACAGUGGCACGAAAAGGCUUUCGCAGUUGGGGGCUUAGGGUCAAUCGUAAGAGUUCUGACCGCCCGAAAGACAGUUUGAGGGGACGUGCUUUAUCACAUGGAGCAUCUCCUGCAUGACCACUGACAAGAGGAUUGACUGCCUUCUGUAUAAGGGAAAGUAGCUUAUUACCACAAUACAUUUCUUCCUGAGAAUAAAAACCCUUACACUACAUAAGUUAAAGACAAAAAAAAACAAAGGGAACAUUAUUUUCUGUUAGAAAAUAUUUAGCUGUAACUAAGGAAAUUGAUAUUUGUUCAUGUAUAGGAUUAUCAUUUUUACCUAAUCACGAGUUUGUCGUUCUUUCGCCAUUGCAUUUCUUUCUAAUAUUCAUAAGUAUCAGCAUGUUUCUUUGAGGGUGGGGGAAGGAAAAGAGUUUCCCUAAUGACAUGAACAUGGCAGGUAAAAGGCUGUGCAUCAACUGUUACUUGGUACCAACGGUACCUUUAUACCUGUGUGUGUGUGUGUGUGUGUGUUGUGUGAGCUUGCGAGUAUGUCCUUUGGCUCACAGUGUUGAAUAUUUAGAUUUACGUUAUUCUCAUUGUCAGUUUUGUACAGACAAAAGUACAUUUAAUAUAAAGAGACAGAUUCUUUGAAUUCAAUUAAUUGGUGGGUGGGGGAUUUCAUUGUAAAGUGCCUGCUGCAAUAAAACUCAUGGAUCAUCUUAACUGGG
Messenger RNA from Oncorhynchus mykiss (rainbow trout), 1383 nucleotides. RefSeq names its product actin related protein 2/3 complex subunit 5 like (gene arpc5l). Gene Ontology annotation, cellular component: Arp2/3 protein complex; actin cytoskeleton. Gene Ontology annotation, biological process: Arp2/3 complex-mediated actin nucleation; regulation of actin filament polymerization. Lineage: Eukaryota; Metazoa; Chordata; Actinopteri; Salmoniformes; Salmonidae. The record is from RefSeq and is marked provisional.